AUGGCCUUUACAAAGUUUACACAACGCCAAAGCAUACAACAACAUGUCAAAACUGUGGCAGAAUUUACCCUCGUGAAGGACAAUGUCCGGCAAAAGGAAAGCAGUGUCGCAAAUGUGGUAAGUGCAAUCACUUUGCUAAAGUUUGUCGUGGACAGUCAAAAUUUAAGCAGAGAAUGAAACAAAAUCAGGGGGCAAACAUCCUAAAAAAACGAUCAAGAUGAAGAUUAUGUCUAUGCGAUAAAAGAUCAUCAAAAAACCCCGAAAGUCAUUGUCAAUGUUUGUCAACACUCAUUUAAAGCCAAUGUUGAUACUAGCGCUACCAUAAACGUAAUAGAUAAAACCCAGCCUAGUCCCAGGCUCUCUCUCUCUAUUCGCUGCUUUGAUAUAUUUAAAUAAGUCUUAAACGUUUUAUGCCUGGGUGUGCUGUGCGGAACGCUUCAGCGAGAAAGCCUAGCAGAUUUCGGUAAAAUGGUCCCUGAUUGCAAAAAAGUGGUCCCUGGCCUGGUUACCAAGCAUACCGCAUUUGUAAAUAGAAAAUGUUAUGGAAAUUUCCUUUGCGUUUAUAAUUAAGUCAUUAGUUUCGCUCUAAUGCUGUCGGAACAAUGAAAUAGACUACGUUUCGCUACCAUACGGUCAGAAUGGAAUAAUGGGCUAAAUAUGACUCGUGUUUACUAAAAUAUAAAGCCAUAUUAACUGCUAUCUAGAAGAUUGAAAAUUAUGCCAAGUCUUCGACUACAACACAGUCUAUCAACAAGUAUUUCCAAUGUCCUCAGCUACUUAAAUCUGUCAAGUAGAAAGUGUAGUUGUGUAUAAUAGUAGGGUCGAUCUAGUGUUGAUCACAACUUGCGAGUAUAUAAAUAACAUCAAUGAUUAUACGACCAUUGCACAGACUCAGCAUCGUAAAUUUCUAUAUAAUUUUUUUAAUUGAGCACAUUUUUAAUACAGUUUGAAUUUGGUUAUGUAGACAUCGAACAUGAUCAACGAACAUUGUCAACAUUUGUCGUAUUUACAAGGUUAUUUGUAUAUAUAAAUUUUCCACCAUAUUAAAAAUGCUGAAAUCUGCUAGGCGUUCUGAAGCACCUUCCUUUAGCGGUGAUGUCACACCCUAGGUCCCAGUCUCGUUCUACAUCCACGUUUUUUCUCGCCCUUGCUUCAGAAUGACUGGGACUAGGCUGGAUAAAACCACUUACGAUAACAUGAGUGUCCCACAACUUACGAAAACAUCUAUUAAAGCCUUCGCGUACAACGCUACAAAGCCCGUGCAUUUCUUGGCAAGUUCGAGGCUUAAUUGAAACAAAGAAACACAUUGCAGUUGCUACUUUCUACAUUGCCAAGACAACGAACAGUGGUAAUCUGAUCUCUGCCACAACAGCGCAGGAAAUAGGGUUAAUCAACCUUAACCUUAAUAAGGUGUCCACUACAAAGAAUAACAAUCUGGACAAAAUUUUGAACAAGCCUGGAACAAAUAUUCCGGCUGAUUAUUUGCCCCACCACCCGACAUUAACCAGCUCCAAACAGGCAUCAAUGACCGAGGAUUAUAUUAACCUGAUCGCAUGCUGUAGUGUUCCGAAAACACUAACGCUAGACGAAGUUGAAACUGCCAUGGACUCGGAUAAAACGCUAUGUGGAUCAGCGAUCAAACUUAACAAAUGGCAUUAUGACCUUGUGAAAGCAUUCAAACCUGUAAAGGACGAACUGACCAUCACAAGCAAAGGUGUAGUUCUUCGUGGUACAAGAAUAGUGCUACCACAGUCACUCCAGCAACCGUGCAGUCGACAUUGCUCACGUCACCCAUCUUGGACUGAGCAAAAGCAAAGCCCUUAUCCGUGA
Paramuricea clavata is the source of this 1830-nucleotide messenger RNA. The record is from the annotation of a GenBank genome assembly. NCBI's taxonomy places the organism in Eukaryota, Metazoa, Cnidaria, Anthozoa, Malacalcyonacea, Plexauridae.